UUGCAAUAUUUUUUAUCCUCUUUGCUUCCAAUUCUUAUUUUAGAUUGGUCCAAUGCCAACUUAUGCCCAUUGUUAGUAAUGAUCAAGUCGAGACAUACAUAGUUUUUGUAGAAGAGCCUCUAGGAGGAGCAAAUCUAUUGAAUGAUGAAGAGCUCGCAAAUUUUCAUCGAUCAUUUUUGCCAAACAAUAGUCUAGACUUUGGCAAAGAACGGAUGAUCUAUUCGUAUCGCCAUGCGAUUAGUGGAUUUGCUGCAUUGUUGACAGCCGAUGAAGUUUUAGCCAUAGAAACAAAGCCGGGUUUUUUGUUCGCUCGCCUGCGAGAAGAGCUUAGAGCUCAAACAACAUACACUCCCCAAUUUAUGGGCUUGAGUGAAGCAGGAGGGUUAUGGUAUAGUUCUCAAUAUGGAGUGGGAAUGAUCAUUGGAGUGAUCGACGACGGAAUUACCCCAACACAUCCUUCUUUCCAGAAUUUUGACGAAUUGCCAGCUCCGCCUAGUACUUGGUUUGGCACUUGUUGGUUUGGUCCAGAUGUAUGCAACAACAAGCUUAUCGGUGCAAUGGCAUUCCAGAACGGCGGUAAUCCAUCACCACUUAGUGACACAGGUCAUGGGACACAUUGUGCUAGCACGGCGGGCGGAACCCCAGCUUUAUGAUGCUGGAGUCCUCGGCCAAGCUAAAGGCAUGGCAGUAGGAACUGCACCGAAAGCUCAUCUCUCCGUUUACAAAGUAGUGUUUGAAGGCCGAGGAUGGGAUUCUGAUUUUCUAGCAGGCAUAGACCAAGCUAUUCGUGACGGUGUCCACGUGCUCUCGAUGUCUCUGGGUUCCGGACCAAAACACUUCCAUGAGAGUGGAAUUGCGGUGUCUUCUUUUCUCCGCUAUAACUCGAGGAAUAGUUCCUUGUGCUGCAGUGGGAAAUGAAGGGCCAAUAGCGAGUUACAUUUCGAAUGAUGCUCCAUGGAUUUUAAGUGUCGGGGCUAGCACCACGGAUAGAAGGAUAAAGGUAACCUUGAAGCUGGGUAACGGAAUGGAAAUCGAUGGUGAAUCCGC
This is a messenger RNA of Dioscorea cayenensis subsp. rotundata (Guinea yam), 1047 nucleotides long. Its product is annotated as subtilisin-like protease SBT1.7. Gene Ontology annotation, molecular function: serine-type endopeptidase activity. The record is from RefSeq and is a predicted model, not a curated record. Gene Ontology annotation, biological process: proteolysis. Lineage: Eukaryota; Viridiplantae; Streptophyta; Magnoliopsida; Dioscoreales; Dioscoreaceae. The coding region runs from base 529 to 918 and encodes 129 amino acids. The transcript has 2 exons.